AGGGAUCGGAGGCCUCUAUCGCCUCUAUGUCUUACAGCCACGCAAUGGAGAACAACAACAACACUUCCACAAGUCACAAGUCCACUUCCGUUCCCGCUCGACCGACACCGACGACGCCAUCAUCGCGUUGUUAAUUGUGAUAGCGAGAGUGAUGUACGGAAAUUACGCCGGCGGUGCCGGUGCGUAUGGAGGCUAUCAAGGCUACACACAAGCUGCCCCAGCACCCGGUGGAGCUCCGCCUACAGCAGGUGUAGGCAACACCUCUGUGGCACCACCUUCUUACCCACCUGCCCCAGCAUCUUACGAUGGAGCUUCCUCGGGAUGGCAGCAGCCUCCUCCUUCCCAACCUCCAGGUGGAGGCUAUCAGGGUCAAAGUUUCACAGGACCCCCACCCUCUACGGGUGGAUAUAAUGCUCCCGUAGGUGGUCAGUUCCAGUCUGGAAAUUAUAGUCAGCCACCUCAGACAGGGGCUCCUGGUGGUUACGGAGGCCCUCCACCCUCAGGUCCCCCUCCCUCUGCUGGUGGCUACGGUGGGUCACCGGCAGGUGGCUAUGGCGGUGGUGGUGGUGACCGGGAAAGGGAUAGGAGUGCAGGACGCUAUGAUGGAAACCGUGACAGGGGUCGGGAUGACAGGGGUGGCCGGGAUGACCGCAGUAGAGAUGACAGCAGAGGCCGCGAUGACCGCGGUUAUGGUGGUGGGCCCAGAGGGGGCAAUGGAGGUUACAACAGUGGCGGCAGAGGUGGUUUUAAUAAAGGUGGCUACGACGGAGGUUCUCGCGGCGGCGGCGGGGAUAGAGGAUCUUCCGGCCGGGAUGACUUCAUCGUACAGGAAGAUACCAUUUUCAUAUCUGGAAUGUCCCCCUCUUUGACUGAAGACGAUGUUCGCACGCACUUCGGAGCUAUUGGAAUUAUCAAGACCGACAAGAAAACUAUGAGGCCCAAGAUUUGGAUGUACAAUGACAAGAACACUGGAAAGUCCAAGGGUGAAGCAACAGUCACAUAUGAUGAUGCCCACACAGCCAGAUCAGCCAUUCAAUGGUUUGAUGGCAAGGACUUCAAGGGCUCCAGCAUCAAAGUCCAGCUCGCUACGAAGCGGGACAACUACGGCAUGCGGGGAGGCGGCCGCGGAGGUGGCCGCGGCUUCGGCCGUGGCGGAGGCGGCGGCUUCGGUGACCGCGGUGGUGACCGUGGCGGUGACCGCGGAGGCUACGGAGACCGUGGCGGAGACCGGGGUGGAUUUGGCGGCCGCGAUGGUGGAGACCGUUCAGGAGGAGGCGGUGGUGGAGGCGGCGGCGGCGGCUUUGGUCGCGAGGGUGAUUGGAGGUGUACGAAUCCUAGCUGCAGUAACACUAAUUUCGCCUGGAGACAACAGUGCAAUCGGUGUGGUGAAGACAGGCCAGAGGGUGCAGGCGGUGGCGACCGUGGCAGUGGGGGACGUGGCCGCGGCGGCGGCGACCGGGGCGGCUUCCGCGGUGGCCGCGGUGGCGACAGGGGCGGCGGUUUCCGGGGACGCGGCAGCGGCGGCCCGAUGAGGGGAGGCAUGGGCGGCGGCGGUGGCGGCGGUGACAGAGGAAGGGAUCAUCGCAGCAGGCCAUACUGAGAACACCCAGCAAUCUUCAAAUCAUCUUCCAUUGUGUGAUCAUACCGCAUUGUAUCUCCUUGUGGGGAGACUAUUCAAUUUUUUUUGAAACCUGUGCGCCAGCCGGUAAUUUUGAACCAUUUUUUUAUCUAGUGUUUGUGACCUUGCAUUUAUUGUAAUUGCUUCCUGUUGAGAAAGUGUGAAUUGACCGACAAAUGUAUUUAAUAGGAUAAAUAAUAUGCUUUAGUCAAUAA
Thrips palmi is the source of this 1833-nucleotide messenger RNA. RefSeq names its product RNA-binding protein cabeza-like. Gene Ontology annotation, cellular component: nucleus. Gene Ontology annotation, biological process: regulation of DNA-templated transcription. NCBI's taxonomy places the organism in Eukaryota, Metazoa, Arthropoda, Insecta, Thysanoptera, Thripidae. Bases 152 to 1600 code for a protein of 482 amino acids. The transcript is spliced from 11 exons. Gene Ontology annotation, molecular function: RNA binding; transcription coregulator activity. The record is from RefSeq and is a predicted model, not a curated record.